CUCCCUCCACAUGGAGAAUCGGACAAACACGUGGUUGUAUCAAAGUAUGUAUGGAUAUACCACGCGUACUGACCCUACUGGUGGCCUGGGUGGUUGUUGCCGUGACAACAGUGGUGGCACAAGACGCCGGGGAGUUCGGUGGAGAGCAACGGGGAAAUUCUAGUAAAAGCCAUGAGAAAAAUGCGGAUGGUAUCAUUUCUGUGUCGGCAGCAGGUGGUGGUGGACCGCCCAACAUGGAAGCAGGCAGGAAGAACCAGAAAGACUAUAAUGGGAUAGGUAGACGGAAUUUCCAGCGGGUGAUUGCAUCCCUCCGUGGCCUAUGUAUCGCUUCCAAUGCAAGGCGGGGGAGGAGAGGAAGGGCAGUUGUACAGGAAUGCACUGACAGUGUACAGAACAAUGCAAUUAGUGACAUUUAUGUUACCCCCGAACAAGCAGACGACUUACUAUAUAGAGCACUUGGGAGAGAGAGAGCGCGAAAGAAACGAAAAGUCGCCUACACUACUUACUGGGCUUUGCCGAUAAAGUAUGUCUUUGAACAUUUGGCUUAUAGCACAGCAGAGAAGAACGCUAUACGAGCUGGCAUUGCACACUGGGAGUCAAACACGUGCCUUGAGUUUGUUGAGUACACCAGUGAAAAUUGGCUGGCUGGAAAGUACCUCAAGUUCCAACGUAGUGGAGGUUGUUCGUCGUAUAUUGGGAGCCAUCUUACUGCCCAGAAAAUCAGCAUUGACACCGGCUGCUUUGAUGUUGGUACUGUCACUCACGAGCUUGGCCACGCCCUCGCUUUUUGGCACGAGCAGUCCCGCGCCGACAGAGACCAGUACGUCACUGUUCAGUUUGAUAACAUAAACCCGGGCAAAAUCCAUAACUUUGAACAGGCGGACACAAAGAUGAAUGUCAGAUACGAUUUGGGAUCAAAUAUGCACUAUAAUAGCAGGGCGUUCCCAGUGAGUGGUUUGGCGGACACAGCGUUUACCAUAAUCGCCAAAGAGCCUCGGUAUCAGUAUGCCAUGUCGUGGCAAUCCGCUCUGUCCUUUGCUGACAUCAAGGCUGCUAACAUACAGUAUUGCGGCUUGAUUUGCGAAUCAUAUUCAACGACGUGUUAUAAUGAAGGAUAUCCGGAUCCAAAGAACUGCUCUUCCUGCAGGUGCCCAGAGGGGCUGACAGGGGACUGCUCCAAGGUGGAACCAAGUACACACAACUGCCACGCCGAAAUUUCAGUGACAACAACCCCGAUUAUUAUAACGUCUCCGAACUAUCCCAAUAUCUAUGAGGGUGGAACCAAAUGUCAAUGGCUUUUGAGACCAAGUACUGUCGGCGGGAAGGUGGUGGUCAGCAUUGGUCCUGAGUAUGGGUUCCAGUUGUGGACUUACUAUGCCUGUAGAGACUACCUGGAGAUAAGGUACCAAGGAAUCGCCUUUACCGGGUCCAGAUUCUGUGGUAUGGAGUAUGACACAUUAAAGUUGACGACGGGUUCUGUAGGGGAGCCAGCGUUGGUUCUGUUUCGUGGUUGGGCCGGGGGUGCAAAAGGAUUCAGUCUUACAACUUAUGAAGAUAUAGAUGUUUGUAUUGCCACCAGUCCCUGCGGGGUUGGGACCUGCACCACUGAAGGCGGUCCCUCCUACAACUGUACUUGUCCCAGUGGCUAUUACUUUAACGGAACGACAUGUGUAGAACACACUAACUGCACGUACAUUCCAUGUGGAGUAGGAGUGUGUGCUUCAUCUAUCAAUGACACCUAUUCCUGCGCAUGCCCAGUAGGUUACUCCGCUCCUGCGACAGGGGGUUCUUGUGAAGACGAUGAUGAGUGCCAGGCCAAUCCCACUGUAUGUGACGGAAAUGCCACGUGCACCAAUACUCCGGGUUCUUUCUUUUGCACAUGCAAUGAGGGCUUCACCGGUUAUGGUCGCCUAUUUUGUGACGAUAUAGAUGAAUGUGCAGCCGUUCCCGGGUACUGCAGUGAAAACGCCACCUGUACCAACUCAGUCGGGUCUUAUGACUGUGAAUGUAGCGCUGGUUUCUCUGGCAACGGCCUUUACUGUGUUGACUUAGACGAGUGCGAAGAGGGCCAACACUCCUGUCAUCAGUAUGCGCAGUGUACGAACACAUACGGCUCUUACUUCUGUACUUGUGCCUCGGGUUUCGACGGAGACGGAGCCACAAACUGCACGGACCGUGACGAGUGCGCUCUGGAACUAUACACGUGUGGCGACCACGCCGAAUGCUUCAAUACGAUUGGGUCAUAUACCUGCCGGUGUCAGCAUAACUUCACUGGAGAUGGCUUUACUUGCACAAAUGUAUGUGCUGGUAAUCCCUGCAAUGAAGGCACCUGUUACCCAAAUGUGCACUUAUACAGCUGCAUUUGCCCGUUAGGCCAAUACUUUAACGGCACUACCUGCACCAAUCACACAGACGCAAGUGGAAAAACUGGAAAAAUAGCCACUAGUAUCGUUUGUGGCGAUACCGAAGUGACCAUUCAGUACGCGGAGAGCUCGGACACGUUCUCUCCGCCCAACAACGAAGGUAUUGUCUACGUGGACAAACACUACAGCCAGGCUGGAUGUUACGUGCAGCAGCCUCCAUGGGUCCUUACGGUCCCAUAUGGGCAAUGCGGCGUCGUGCAAGACCAAGAAUUCACAGUCAUAUUGCAACAUGAUAAGGAUUACUACCUAGAAACCAUAGAUGAAGCCCAACCCUUCACUUGCAAACGUCAACCGUACGACACCACAAUACAUAACAUAACUAACAUAAUGGCGGAAGUCAUUGUGCUUCUUGAAUUUGACCAACCUGUGAAAUAUGAAGGAGUUGGUUCGUUUGCUAUCAUGAGGCUGUUUCGAUCUAAAGACAACAGUAGCAUAUUACCAAACGGUCCCCCGGUGGUUCUGGGUGAAAAUAUCACCAUGCAGUUAAUCUUGGGGAAAAUUGGCGAACGCGAGAUGAAAAUUAAGGUUGAGCGAUGUUGGGCUAAUGGCAUCACAGAUACCAAUGAAUGGAAAACUCUAGAACUACUCUCUGGCGGGUGUCCAGUCGUCCCUUUCUUUAACGGAUUUAGCCGAGGGUCGUCCCAAUAUGUGGCCAUUUCAACAUUUCCUAUGUUUCGUAUCACGCCACGGAAUCCAGCGAACGGAACCAUGGGGUUUUUCUGCUCGGUGGCAGCCUGUAUGGAAGGAAACAUGAACCCAGAAUGUGUGGAAUCGCAGUGUCCAGGCAAUAAGCCAGGGUGGGGGAAAAGGAAACGACGGGAUAAACCGCGAGAUAAUUAUGUCACGACGGUUAAUCAAAAUGGCGUCGACGUGAUGUCGUUUGGGUAUUAUUUCAAAGUCGUUGACUCCGAGAACGAUGGACAGAUGAAAGUUCACAUGGGUUCUAAUUACGUACCGCAGAUCAUCAGCACCACUGAUACCACCAUCACCACCACCACCACCACCGCCACCGCCACCACCAAUAAUCCGGAUCUGACAACUAACACUACCACAAGCAUUGACGUAAAGAAAACAAAUACAAGUCUAUUUGUUGCUUUUUCUGUUGUCUCUGGUUUGUUAUGCGUGCUCUUUGGGAGUUUUCUUCUCUGUGGAGGGGUAAUCCUGUGUAAAAGCAUGUUUUCUAAUUAGACACAAAAGUAGGUCAUUAACUUCAAAAUGCAGUAGUAUUUUGAACAAGUAAGAUUAUCUGUGAGGAUGAUUGACAACUGCAUUCAAUUUUAGAAAAUACCCCAGAAGGCAGACACCAGGCUGGAGACGAAAGCUGUCUGUUAAUGUUAUCGCACCGUCCCUUAACAACAGUUGAAGUUCAGAGCAUCUCUGGCUUGCUUUUUUUAUAAUAGAAAUGAUAAUUUAUUAAGCACAAAAUUUAUUUUAUUUUUACAGGAUCUCUUACUAUUGUAGUAUACAAUGAAAUACAAUAUAUGAUAG
Lingula anatina is the source of this 3911-nucleotide messenger RNA. RefSeq lists its product as uncharacterized. The record is from RefSeq and is a predicted model, not a curated record. Gene Ontology annotation, biological process: proteolysis. Gene Ontology annotation, molecular function: zinc ion binding; metalloendopeptidase activity; calcium ion binding. Lineage: Eukaryota; Metazoa; Brachiopoda; Lingulata; Lingulida; Lingulidae.